CGUCUGAGCUGCAAUGUGAACAAAGAGGGACGGUACAGAUGUGUAGAGGGCGCUUCGGUGCUUGACAGCGGGUUUUAGCUCUAUGCGCACGCCGCGGAGGGUAAUAUCGCGGUUAGGCAGGUCCGAUUGGGCUCCCGGAGACGCUCGGCAAGUUCAUCUGCCCCAUCUGUCGGUUCCGGCAUAAAGGGCGCCUGUUGUUGUUUUUGCCGUAGCGCAAUAUUUACGCCGAGGUAACGAUGUCUCUCAUUGAGGAAUACGAGGAAGGAGAGUACGAGAGACCGCCCAAGCGACUCAAGACGGCGGAGGUGGAGGAGGGCGAGGACUUGGAGGAGGGAGAGGACUCGGAUUCGGCAUCUGCGGGGGUGCUGGGGGACGAGGAAGAAGUGUCCGGGCCGGGCACGGAGAAAAGGGGGCCCUGGACCUCAGCGAAAUACGCAUCUGGAAGAAGGGACAAUGGGGAUGAGUCCCACCGCAUCGCACCCUCCCCUGUGGUGCACGUGCGGGGGCUCUGUGAGUCCGUGGUGGAGGCCGACCUGGUGGAGGCGCUGGAGAAGUUUGGGACCAUCUGCUACGUGAUGAUGAUGCCCUUCAAGAGGCAAGCCCUGGUGGAGUUCGAAGGCAUCGAGAGUGCAGACAAAUGUGUGGCGUGCGGCGCGAGCGAGGCUGUUUACAUCGCCGGGCAGCAAGCCUUCUUCAACUACUCCACCAGCAAGCGCAUCACCCGGCCCACCAACUCCGACAACCCCAACAGCGGAAACAAAGUGCUACUCCUGUCGAUCCAGAAUCCACUCUACCCCAUAACUACGGAGGUUCUGUACACGGUGUGCAACCCCAUCGGCAGUGUGCUGAGGAUCGUCAUAUUCAAGCGGAACGGCAUCCAGGCCAUGGUGGAGUUUGAGUCCGUUCAGAGUGCACAGAAGGCGAAGGCGGCCCUCAAUGGUGCAGACAUCUACGCUGGCUGCUGUACCCUCAAGAUUGAGUACGCUCGGCCUACGCGCCUCAACGUAAUAAGGAACGAUAACGACAGCUGGGACUACACCAAACCAUAUCUGGCAAGACGCGAGCGAGGCAAAGGCCGGCAGCGGCAGGCGAUCCUGGGCGAGCAUCCGUCCGCCUACAGCGACAACGGCUACGGGCCACACUGCCCCCUGCUGCCUCUCCCCAGCAAUAACAGGUACAAAAUCAGCUCCCAUGACAUACCUGAGUUGGUGGCCUACCCCCUGCCCCAGACCUCGUCCUACAUCGGCCACUCAUCCAGCUCCGUCGCCAUGGUGAGCGGCCUGCACCCCACCAAAAUGAACUGCACCCGCAUCUUCAACCUCUUCUGCCUCUACGGCAACAUCGAGAAGGUCAAAUUCAUGAAGAGCGUGCCUGGCACAGCCCUGGUGGAGAUGGGGGACGAGUACGCGGUCGACCGUGCCAUCACACACCUCAACAGCAUCAAGGUCUUCGGCAAACGGCUCAACGUCUGUGUGUCCAAGCAGCACGCCGUCAUCCCCAGCCAGGUGUUUGAGCUGGAGGACGGCACCAGCAGCUACAAAGACUUCGCCAUGACCCGCAACAACCGCUUCACCAGCGCCGGCCAGGCCUCCAAGAACAUCAUCCAGCCGCCGUCCUGCGUACUGCACUUCUACAACGUGCCCCCCUGUGUCACGGAGGAGGAACUGCAGCGGCUAUGUACAGAACAUGACGUACCAGGUUUCAUCAAGUUCAAAGUGUUUGAUGGCAAGCCCUCCUCCAAGACUAUCUCAGGGUUGCUGGAGUUUGACACCAAGACGCACGCGAUCGAAGUGCUAACGGUACUCAACCACUACCAGAUCCGAAUACCAAAUGGUUCCAACCCGUACACCCUGAAACUCUGCUUCUCCACCUCCUCACACCUCUAAUGCCCGCGGUGGCGGCGGCGUGGGGGGUGGGCGGAGAGAGAGCGCCGGAACGAGGAAUUGGCCAACGGUGCCCCAAGGAAAGAAAGGGGGAGGGUUAGGGAACCCGUCGCACCGUUUGACUCCUGAUCCAACACCCUUUGAAAGAGACAGGAGUACAUACACAGAGAAGUGCAGAACACUGGACGUCAUCGUUUUCAUGUCUGGGAAGACUUUCUUUUUUCCUUUUUGGGUCUGAAGGUAAAUCUGGGAAGGCGAAGAGGAGAACUGUGACUGUCGGAGAACGAACCGGCCCCCUUUGGCAUCCCAGCAGCCCGUGGGGCUGGCCAUCUUCAGGUCUUGCUCAAAGCGCCCCCCCCCCCCAUUUCUAAUUCAUGCUGUUUCUCAUGUUCGACUGGGACCUUCCACGCUGUCCAUACUGCGACGUCCACCUGACUGUGCAGGGGAAGUGCUGUCAGUCACUUGACAUCUACGAAAUCCUCAGAGCCCGGCGCGGGUAGCUAAUGUAAAACCACUGGAUGUACGAUUGCCCGACGUGUUCGGUACUUCAGAAGAACAACAUCUGUAUAGCCUGUAAUAUGUAGAUCACAUUGUAAUAUAUGUAUGAGUAUAGCACUUGAAUAAGGUUGGGGAGGGGGCCAUGUUGAACUUCAGUUUAAGACCUGGUGUCUUACCUUUUCCUUAAGGGGAGGAUAUUGGGGGGAGUUUCAGACACUGUGCUUGUACCACGUUUGCACAUGAAGGUUCACGGUUUAUGUAGCGGUCAGUGUUUCCCGGUGUGCAAUAUGUGGUGUGCCACCACAUCUGCCCCCCCCCCACAAUGUGAGCAUGACAUCCAUUAAACACUCUCCAGUCCCCGUC
This is a messenger RNA of Brienomyrus brachyistius, 2744 nucleotides long. RefSeq names its product heterogeneous nuclear ribonucleoprotein L-like. Gene Ontology annotation, biological process: regulation of RNA splicing; mRNA processing. The record is from RefSeq and is a predicted model, not a curated record. Gene Ontology annotation, cellular component: nucleus. NCBI's taxonomy places the organism in Eukaryota, Metazoa, Chordata, Actinopteri, Osteoglossiformes, Mormyridae. Bases 237 to 1886 code for a protein of 549 amino acids. Gene Ontology annotation, molecular function: mRNA binding. The transcript is spliced from 13 exons.